UCUCUCUCUCUCUCUCUCACAAAGGGAAAAUGGGGGCACUCGAUUACCUCUCGAACUUUUGCACUGAUGUAAGAGUCACCAGGCCCAGGCGCAAACCAAUGCAGACUGUUGAGAUCAAAGUUAAAAUGGACUGUGAUGGCUGCGAACGAAGAGUUAGAAAUGCUGUCACUCGCAUGAAAGGGGUGAAAUCUGUGGAGGUGAACAGAAAAGAAAGCCGUGUGACAGUGAGUGGAUAUGUGGAUCCAAACAAGGUGUUAAAGAGGAUUAGGAGAACUGGCAAGAAAAGAGCUGAGUUUUGGCCUUAUGUUCCUCAACAUCUUGUCCAUUUUCCUUAUGUUUCCGGUGUCUACGACAAGAGGGCGCCGGCCGGCUAUGUCCGGAACGUCAAUAUCGUGACCCCGUCGGCCGCGGCAUCAAACACGGCGGAGGAGCAAGUCAUGUCCUUCUUCAGUGAUGAUAAUGUAAAUGCUUGUUCCAUAAUGUAACGGUGCAAUUUGAUGCCAUGAUCAAGUAAUUUUAAUGUGGGUAAAUUGAUUAUGGUUAAAAUAAUUAAUAU
This is a messenger RNA of Neltuma alba, 556 nucleotides long. Its product is annotated as heavy metal-associated isoprenylated plant protein 21-like. The transcript has 3 exons. NCBI's taxonomy places the organism in Eukaryota, Viridiplantae, Streptophyta, Magnoliopsida, Fabales, Fabaceae. Gene Ontology annotation, molecular function: metal ion binding. The record is from RefSeq and is a predicted model, not a curated record. The coding region runs from base 30 to 485 and encodes 151 amino acids.